AUGCCCCCAAACAUCUCCUUUAGUGCAUGGAAUAUCCAUGGUCUAGCAAGCAAGGUUCUUGGUGAUAAAACUAAAAACAAGGACUUUGUUGAUAGGGCUGUCAAAAAUGACUUCUUGUUUUUAAACGAAACAUGGUCAAACACAGAAAUUAAUGUCCCUGGUUUUAAAGAUUUUGUCUCGGAUACUGCAGUGCCUAUCACUAACAAGGCAUGCCGUAUAUCAGGAGGCAUCACUCUAUUAGUUAAAAUAAAAUUCGAGAAAUAUGUUACAAUUGUCAAAAAAUCAAAAAAUUUUCUAUGGUGUAACAUUUCAAAAGACAUACUAAAAACCGAUUUAGACUUAUUCUUGUGUGGUGUUUAUAUACCACCUGAAAAAUCAGCAUACUUUGAUGAGGAAAUAUUUGAUGAACUAGAAAAUGACAUAGUCUCAUUUGCAUCAAAGGGGAACACCAUGAUCCUUGGUGACUUUAAUGCAAGAACAUGUAAACUUGAAGAUUUUGUCUCCAAAGAAGACAAUAACUUUAUAAAUGACACAAGUGAAAAUUGUCUACAACCUAAAGUCAAACAAAGUUUCGACAAUAAUAUCAACAACCACGGUAAAAAACUUAUCAAUUUAUGUAAAAACACAGACCUAAGAAUCCUAAAUGGAAGAACCAUAGGAGACUCAUUAGGCAGACCAACAUUUCAUGGAAUAAAUGGCACAAGUGUAGUCGACUACAUUAUAUGUGACCAAAAUAUUUUCAAAAAUAUUAACUAUUUUGUAGUAAAACCUCCUACAUAUUUAUCAGACCACAGCCAAAUCAUUACAUGGAUUGAUAUAUGUAAGACAACAGAAAAUGAAGAGAACAAUCAAUCUCAAUCACCCACCCAUAAAUUACCAUUACAAUUUGUCUGGUCAAUGGCCUCAAAAAAUGAUUUCAGACAAAGAUUAAAAUCACAUGAAAUACAAACAAAACUAAAUCAAUUUGUAAAUUCAGAGUUCACAAAUGAUAUAAACGGAGUUAAUAAGUGUUUAUCUGAAUUUGAAGAUAUUAUGAUUGAAGCAUCCAAAAAAUCACUAAAAAUAAGAAAGAAAAAAAUUCGGAAAAAUAUUACCAAUGUUGCUAAUAAAAAAUGGUUCGACAAAGAUUGCCGCAUCAAAAGGCACCAAGUUCGAAAAUUGGCAAACCAAGAACAUAGGGAUCCCAUAAAACUUGAAGUAAGAAAUGCUUAUCAUGCUGCACUAAAAACUUAUAAAGAGACCCUACAUUUGAAAAAAGCAAAAUUCCAUAAAGAGAAAAUUGAAGAACUUGCAACUGCAAGUGGUAAAGACCCUAAUCUCUUUUGGAAAACUCUAAACAAUGCCACAGAUGACUUAAGAAGCAAUAAUAAUUCAAGUAACUCCCCAAAACCUGAUCAGUACCUCAAACAUUUCGAAAAUCUGCAUUCAAAUCACAAAUUGAGUAACGAUCACAAACAAAUCAUUGAACAACUUAAAAUGAAAGAAAACAAUAAGGAUCAACUUGAUCAACUAGAUACAGAAAUAACAGAUCACGAGAUAUUAAAUACGGCUAACCUGAUAAAAAUGAAAAAAGCUACAUACUCUGAUAGAAUCAGUAAUGAAAUGAUUAAAUCAAGUGUUGACAUUCUUAUGAAGGGGUUUAUAAAGGUCUUCAAUACCAUAUUAAAUUCGGGAAAUUUUCCAAGCUUAUGGUGUGAAGGCUUAAUAACUCCAAUUUUUAAAGCAGGAAAUAAACUAGACCCCAACAAUUACAGAGGAAUUUGCGUUUCAAGCUGUGUAGGAAAAUUUUUCUGCUCCAUCCUCAAUAAAAGAUUAUUGUCAUUUACUAACCAAAAUAAAAUUAUUCAUCCUUCUCAAAUAGGCUUUAUACCUGGUAACAGAACAGCUGACCAUAUUUUAACACUUAAAAACACUGCAUGA
Paramuricea clavata is the source of this 1920-nucleotide messenger RNA. The record is from the annotation of a GenBank genome assembly. NCBI's taxonomy places the organism in Eukaryota, Metazoa, Cnidaria, Anthozoa, Malacalcyonacea, Plexauridae.